Molecule: messenger RNA, 1575 nt
Organism: Candidula unifasciata
Lineage: Eukaryota; Metazoa; Mollusca; Gastropoda; Stylommatophora; Geomitridae
Source: the annotation of a GenBank genome assembly
AUGGGGGUCUACUGGACAACAGAGUGCCUGCCCAUUGCUGUGACGUCAUUAUUACCAGUGGUUCUCCUGCCGGCGCUUGGGGUCUUGUCCGCCAGAAACACUUCCGGGUCAUAUUUCAAUGACACGUCCAUGCUGUUUGUUGGCGGUUUGCUUGUCGCUAUCGCCAUUGAGGUGUGGGAUGUUCACAAAAGGAUAGCACUCCUGGUUCUCAGGAUUGUGGGUGCCGAACCUCGAUGCCUUCUGCUGGGAAUCACACUGGUUACCUGGUUUCUGUCCAUGUGGAUCUCCAACACCGCCACAACCGCUAUGAUGAUGACCAUAGUCCACGCGCUCCUGGAGCAGUUCAAGGAUUUCAUGGACGUACAGGAAGUCGCCCUGUCUGUAAACAUCAACUCCAGCAACGAAGCAACCCUCAGGCAGUCGACAGAGCACGAUCUAGAGAAGGAGAGACACAAGCAGAAGUCUGAGGCGGAGUUCAAGCGACUGGGCAAGGCCUUGUCUCUGACAGUGGCAUAUGCCGCCAACAUCGGCGGGAUCGCCAGUCUCACUGGCACAGGACCAAACCUGGUCUUUUUUGCCGCAUCUCAAAAGGUGUUCGAGGACGUGGGAUUACACUCUCCAGUCAGUUUCAGCACCUGGUUGAUUUACGGGCUGCCUCUGUCGCUGAUACUCGUGGUUGUCAUGUGGUUGUGGAUGGUCACAAUCUUUCUCAGAUGCAAAGGAAACUGCAGCUGUUGUAGUCUUGGCCCCAGAUCUGUCAGCGACCAGGUGCAAAAGGUCAAUGAAAAGAUCAGGGACGAAUAUCAAAAGCUGGGUCCUGUUACGUAUGCUCAAGGUUCUGUGAUCGUCUGCUUCGUGACCUUAAUCAUUACCUGGGUGACCCGAGACCUAGGUGGGGUCGGAGGAUGGAACAGCUUGUUUCCUGGAGGGUACGUCAGUGACUCAACGCCCUCGCUACUGUUUGGCAUUCUGAUGUUUGUACUUCCGUCAUCUUUCCCAUCGUCUAUCACCAACAGGUGGACCUACCAACGAAUCAGCCCACUGCUCUCCUGGAAGCACAUCCACACAAAGAUGCCUUGGUCACUCUAUCUGCUCCUGGGAGGCGGUUACGCCCUUGCACGUGCUGCCACGGAUUCUGGACUUUCUGCAUGGAUGGGGGAUCAACUACUGGUGUUCCGUGACCUCAACCACUGGGUCAUCCUGUUGAUUGUCUGCUACAUCAUCACCUUCCUGACUGAAGUGACCAGUAACACGGCCAUUGCCACACUCAUGAUGCCCAUCCUCUCCCAGAUGGCCAUUAGUCUGCAGCUGAAUCCGUUGUUUCUGAUGUUUCCCGCCGCCAUUACCACAUCCUUCGCGUUCAUGUUGCCCGUAGCAACGCCUCCAAACGCUAUCGUCUUCUCCCAUGGUAUUGUCAGAGUCGUAGAUAUGGUGGUCAGUGGACUGUUCCUAAACUGUGUCAGCGUUCCCAUCCUCCUGUUUGCCACCGCCACCUGGGGAAACGCCUUCUUCAAGUUCGACCAAAUGCCUCCAGAGUUUGCCAGUAACGCCACCAUCGUCUCGUUACGGAGCUAG